AUUCUAAAAUAGACUAUUAAUCAAGUUCUUUAAUUUCCAAGUCCCAUAUAUUUGAUUCUUGAAUACAUUGCCAAAUGCAGAAAUACAACACGUCGUACUUGAUACUCCGAGAUGCUUUCCUAGUAGACAUUAUUACAAAGAACAACGGGACGCGAGUGUUGAUGCUAGAUUCUCUCAGUGCAGCUGCUCAAUGGAAAGAAAUGGAUGUCCUCAUCUUUGAUUCUUGGCAUUGGUGGCUUCAUACUGGCAGAAAACAAGCUUGGGAUCUUGUUCAAGAUGGCAACUCUACAUACAAAGACGCACCCCGGUUAACCUUAUACGAGAAAGCACUGAAUACCUGGGCAAAAUGGGUGGACUCUGAAGUAGAUACAACAACAACUAAAAUAUUUUUCCAAGGAGUUUCUCCUGACCAUGACAAUUGUGCCGGAGUAACACAACCAUUGAAGAGUACACAAGGACCUCAUCCAGGAGAAUUGGUACUGGAGAAGGUUUUGAGAGGGAUUAAAAAACCAGUUCAUUUAUUGAACGUAACAACAUUGUCACAGUACAGAGCAGACGGACAUCCUUCAGUUUAUGGGUUUGGUGGACACAGGAACAUAGACUGCACCCAUUGGUGUGUGGCUGGUGUUGCUGAUACUUGGAAUCUGCUCUUAAGUGCAGUUCUUAAUCAAUUAUAGAUCGCCAUUAUUUAAAGAGAGAAGUGGGAGGAAUACCAUUCCUUUGUUUUUCUUUCUUUUCUUAUCUUUUUUGGGGAUAAAACAUAGAGUGCUCAAAACAACAAUAUGUACUACAAAGGUUAUGCUCCAAUUUCUUUUGAAAACUAGUAUUUCUUUUG
This is a messenger RNA of Nicotiana attenuata, 835 nucleotides long. RefSeq names its product protein trichome birefringence-like 43. The transcript has 3 exons. The coding region runs from base 75 to 677 and encodes 200 amino acids. Gene Ontology annotation, molecular function: O-acetyltransferase activity. Gene Ontology annotation, cellular component: Golgi apparatus. NCBI's taxonomy places the organism in Eukaryota, Viridiplantae, Streptophyta, Magnoliopsida, Solanales, Solanaceae. The record is from RefSeq and is a predicted model, not a curated record.